Messenger RNA from Momordica charantia (bitter melon), 1827 nucleotides. RefSeq names its product sarcolemmal membrane-associated protein. The record is from RefSeq and is a predicted model, not a curated record. NCBI's taxonomy places the organism in Eukaryota, Viridiplantae, Streptophyta, Magnoliopsida, Cucurbitales, Cucurbitaceae.
UUGGGUGUGAUGGCGAGUCCUUACUAAGCAGUGGCAGCGGGGGUUGGUGAAGAACUCCUUCCGAUAGGCCAUCUUCCCAUUUCUUUACCUCUCCGAUUUCAACGUCCGCCGACGAGUUUUCCGGCCCGGAGUAUUCGGUGAAGAUUUUGAUUUACGCAGGUGACUCAUAGCUAUUAAAAAUGGGCAGUAAAGGUCGUAUUCCGCCUCCACAUGCAAGGCGAGCUAUUCCAGGUUCUGGUGUACUGCAUCCAGAACCAUUUGGUCAUGGAAUACGUCCUCCGCCAGGUGYCUUUCCUCCCUUCGAUAUGUUGCCUCCUCCAGAAGUAAUGGAACAGAAGCUAGCUGGGCAACAUAUUGAGAUACAGAAACUCGCAACAGAGAAUCAGAGACUUGCUGCUACCCAUGGAACUUUGAGGCAAGAGCUUGCUGCUGCACAGCAUGAGUUGCAGAUUCUUCACGCUCAGAUCGGAGCUGUGAAAUCUGAAAGAGAACAGCAAGCAAGGAAUCUUUCAGAUAAGAUUGCAAAGAUGGAAGCUGAAGUACAAGCAGCUGAGCCAAUUAAGGUAGAGUUACAGCAAGCAAAAGCAGAUGCACAGAACUUGAUUGUAGCAAGGCAGGAACUUAUUACUAGAGUGCAACAUUUGACCCAAGACCUUCAGAGGGCCCAUGCAGACGUGCAGCAGGUUCCAGUUUUGAUGUCAGAACUUGAGAGUUUGAGGCAGGAAUAUCAGCAUUGUAGGGCAACCUAUGAUUAUGAGAAAAAAUUAUACAAUGAUCAUCUUGAGUCACUUCAGGUGAUGGAAAAGAAUUAUAUCACCAUGGCUAGGGAACUGGAGAAGCUUAGGGCAGAGUUGACAAAUACUACUAGUUUAGAGAGAAGACAUGGUGGACCUUAUGGUACUACCCAGAACAAUGAAAUAGAGGCUUCUGGGAAUCCAGCUGGACAAAAUGCUUAUGAAGAAAGCUAUGGUGUUGCACAGGGACGUGGCCCGAUGCCUGCUACUGCAGGUGCUGCAUCCGGUGCUGGUGCAACUGCAUAUGCGGGACCUCAAACUGGAUCGGCUGCACAGCGAUCUAACUAUGAUGCAGCGAGAGGACCCCAACGAGGACCCGGUUUUGAAGGACAGAGAGGAUCCAUUUACGAUUCACAAAGACCUGGUUAUGAUGGACAAAGAGGACCAGGUUACAAUAUGCCCGGGUUACCUACUUACGAUCCAUCCAGAGGAUCUGGCUAUGAUGUUCAAUCCAGAGGUGUCACAGGGCAUGCUGCACCUGGAAACACCGCUCCUUACGAGUCUUCGACGCCACCUGGUCGUGGUGGUGGGUUUGAAGCACCACCUCGAGGUGGAAACCCGGGUCGGAGAUGAGCCUAAUGUACCAUCUGAGAUAAUCUUAUGUUACUGAGUUUUCUCAUCUGCCUUAUCCAGGUCAUCUGUUGUGCCAUUCCCCAAAUUUGCAAAGCCUUUUUUUGCUAUGUUCCUCUGUCAACAUUGAUGGUAAGUUCAUUAUCAAAUACAACUUUUCAAACUCUUGAACUAGAGAACUUCACAUUUGAUAUCAAAGCCAAAUCAUUUCUGGUUCAGUGAUACAUCAUUUGAUCCAGGAAUCUGUCACGUGAUGAAUUAAGAGAAUCCAAUGUUCUCAAAAGUUUUAUUUCAAUGUUUUCAGUAAUCCCACUUUGAAAUUUGUGAGAUACUCAGAAAUCAGAUUGUACCGAGGCAAAAAGUCAAUGGAGGCCUCCUUCUGGUAAAAUGGCACAUCAACUUCCUUCCAAUUCUUUGUUUUAUUAGAGAUAAGGAAGAAAGCUACUUUCCCCAUUUUGUUUAA